AUGAGGCACCCAGCAGAGAGUACCGCGCCUUUCCCUCUGGCCUUUGGGGUGGGGACGCUGUGGUUCGAGGAAAGUCGCCAGAACAUCAGCCGCAAGAUCGUCGAUGGGAUAAAGACGGCCUUGGAAGUAGGGUACCGACACAUAGAUUCAGCUCAAAUGUACAACAAUGAACGGGAGCUUGGGGUCGCGCUUGAAGAGUCGGGAGUGCCAAGAUCCGAGCUGUUCAUCACCAAUAAGACUCUAAAUCUUGACGAUCCAGAGUCAGCUCUUGCAGAUACCCUCGCCAAUCUCAAGACGUCCUACGUGGACAUGCAAGUUAUCCCCUUUCCCCUCCCAUCCCUCUCGUCCAUGUAUCUCGCACAUGCCCCAUUCCCAGCCACAUCUCCAUCUCAUCUUCAGGAAGCAUGGCGCAAGAUGGAGGUCUGCGUUGACAAAGGCCUCGCCAAAAAUAUCGGAGUCUCUAGUUUCAGCGAGCAGCAUAUUGACACCCUUCUCGAGACAGCCAGGAUACGCCCAGCGGUUGAUCAAGUAGAGAUGCACCCUUACUUACCACAAUCUCAUCUCAAGACCUACCUUGAAGGAAAAGGGAUCCCGAUGGAAGCCUUUGCGUGUCUUGUUCCUCUCACGAAUCUUCAACCUGGCCCAGUUAACGACCUCGUCAAGUCGUUGUCAGACAAGUAUCGCGUGAGCGAGUCGACCAUACUACUCAAGUGGGUGAUUCAACAGGGGAUUCGGGUGGUGACUACUAGUGGCCGAAAAGAACGACUACAGAAUUAUCUAAAUGAGCUUGCUGCUUUUGACCUUGAGGAGAAGGAAAUAGAAGAGAUUCCAGCUCCACCGGACUGA
Fusarium vanettenii 77-13-4 is the source of this 846-nucleotide messenger RNA. RefSeq lists its product as uncharacterized. Gene Ontology annotation, cellular component: cytosol. NCBI's taxonomy places the organism in Eukaryota, Fungi, Ascomycota, Sordariomycetes, Hypocreales, Nectriaceae. The record is from RefSeq and is a predicted model, not a curated record. Gene Ontology annotation, molecular function: aldose reductase (NADPH) activity. Bases 1 to 846 code for a protein of 281 amino acids. The transcript has 4 exons.